AUGAACCAUUUGUGGUUGGUGACAUGUGUUAAUAGCAUCGCCAAGCAGAAACUUGUCGACAAAGGCGAGUUGUUGGUGAAGGGCCUCAAGUGCCUUGUCAUUGACCCGGAAUGCAAGAAUAUCAAGAUGAAGCUUCUUUGGCUUCCCCCACACCUCGAACAGAGACGGAUUGUUGAAGCGCUAGAGCCAUAUGGCACAGUGCAGUUCAUCACAAGAGAAAUGUGGCAGUGUGACGGCAUGGAGGCCUGGCAAAUGACUAAUCGAGACGUAGCGUUCCCAUUGAAAGAUGGCGUUUCUGCCAGUAAUCUGCCACAUCUGUUGAGCAUAUACGGCCACCAGUGCCUUAUCUUGGUACCUGGCCGACCACCACUUUGCCUCCGGUGCAACAGAGUUGGGCAUAUCCGGCGACAAUGUCGAACACCACGCUGCAGUAACUGUCACCGCUACGGUUACCCUGCAGAUGCAUGCGUCGGAACCUACGCUGACAAGCUUCGCGGAAAUAGACCAGCUGAGGAUGAUACCAUCACCUAUCUCAUGGACGUGAGCGAAGUUGUGGAUGCAACUGGAGAAACACUCCCUGAGACUCAUCGACAAGAACAGAGUAAGCCGUCAUCGGCUGACAUUAGCCUCAGCCAGAAGCCUGCGCGCGAGGAUGAGACUAAGGCGCCUGACGACGAACCAACUGUGUCAUGGGCAGAAUAG
Messenger RNA from Dermacentor andersoni, 702 nucleotides. RefSeq lists its product as uncharacterized. Gene Ontology annotation, biological process: activation of innate immune response. NCBI's taxonomy places the organism in Eukaryota, Metazoa, Arthropoda, Arachnida, Ixodida, Ixodidae. The record is from RefSeq and is a predicted model, not a curated record. Gene Ontology annotation, molecular function: RNA binding; zinc ion binding; double-stranded DNA binding.